CCCCCCCCCCCCCCCCCCCUAUUCCGGCGACUUUACCUCCUGUCAUUGCUGCGAUGCCUCACGGCGAUAUUCCAAUGAGAUCCGCUGAAAACCCGGUCAGCGUCUGCUGUUGACCUGAUGUUCCAGGCGGGCUGGCGGGAACGCUGAUGUUGCCCACCCUCCCCAGUGCUAGUCAUUGCCUAUACGCAGAGGGAGGACGGUGUAGAGUGACCAGCCUCUGCUGGUAGCCAUGUCUUCCCCAAACCACGUUAACCUGUCACACGACAAGUAAGCCCAGGAGGACGGAGUCUGCGUGCCAUCCUGACUGUGAAGAUGGUGUUUAGUGGGACGUCCUUCGGUGAAGCCGGGCUCUCUGGUCCAAAAGGUGGACAGACGCGUGUCAUGCGGUGGCAAGCGGUCAGGCAACUUGUCAUCCGAUAAAAAUGUCACGAGACGUAGCGAAUGCUGCGCGCGCGACACCCGACAUAAGUCUGAAAUGCUGCGUGGGUGGAUGGUGACUUUGCCCUUGCACUUUAGCCAGCAAUCUCCUCCUCUGCUGAGCCGAAACGUACAGCGACUGUCCAACGAACAAGCAUCAUCGCCUAGGGUGCGCGCGCUCUUUUGUCGGCUGCGGGUGCAGCCGUUUUUGGCCUAGCAACCAUGCUAGUGAUCCUGACAGUUCGCAGGCGACGGCAUCCACGGCGUGUCUGACGGAGUGGGCGUAACACUGAUGACUUGCGAAGACGAAGAUGUGAUCACUGGAACAAGAAAUAUAUCGGCCUGACGUUUCGGAUUCCCACUCGGAUGCAUCGUCAGAGACGAUCGCAGACGAUCCGGUGGUGUCUUGUCAGUCCGCGUCUGGGUCGUUAAUUGCCGUGGCCGGGUCCUGUCGGAUGAGCCGCCACUUGAGAGUUAUCGUCCCCCCGACUCACUGCUGCUACUGCGUGCUCGGCAAUUCGCGUACGGAGUAAUCUCUCAGUUUCUCCGACGUAGUUGCUUCGUCCGCAACUGCACCAGAUCAGGUGAACGACUCCAGACGUUUCAUGUCGUGACAGUGGGUCUUUCGGCCUCAGAAGGCAGACUUGUACUGAUCAGACACGGAAAUGUGGAGCGCCCGCCCGUACUGCCGGUGGCCUCUUGCUACAUGCUUCCUACCUCGGUGCCCCUACCUUAACCCUAAUUCUGGCACUUAUCCGUCUGGCUCUUACCUUAGCACUAACGUUAAAAAGUUAACCCUAAUCCUCCUUACCCCAACCCUAGGUCUAACCCUCCCACCUGGAAUUUACGGCGGGGCCAUCCCUUAUACGAGGGAAGGGCGAUCCGCUUUACGGUACCUAACCCUUUGGUUCAUCAUCCCCCGCGUCCUCCCCUCAUCCACCUUGUCCCGACGGCAAACAAUUUCAGGACGAUCGGAGCUAAACAGCCCGUCUAUGCGUGCCACACACAAGCCCCUCAGUUCUGUUAUGGUGAAGGAUGCGCCAUUUGGCCGUGAGGAUUAGUUCUCCGGUGGUGACCUUACUCCUCUCGCACAUUCACCAGUCGACUGUUCGAGUCUGUCGACUAACUACUGCUGGGAUUAGGCACGUUGACUUAUGCGACGUGAGGGCCAACGACUAAGGCGUACCACUACAGACAUUUAGGGCAGUCGUUAUGGACUUGCGUGGACUCAGCACGGUCGGAUAAGCGCGCGCCGUUAGCCAUUUUGGCCAAACAUACUGCUCUGGUACCUGUACAGCGAAGCUCUUUGUGGGGCAACUCAGCAAUCCUUUUGUUUUAGGACGCGCCGAAGGCAGAGUUUUGUGCCAGUGAGGUGCCACUUCACUGGUUCAUUUUUAUUUACCUGGCCACAGGCUAGAUGGUGGAGGGGGCGCUCGCCGAUCCUGUUACGGAACUACUGAUCAGUUUGCGUCCUUCCGCCAUUGUAUAAUCUCGAUCGCAACCGACAGGACAACGAGCCGCUGGCUCAGUAAUUAGGGGCGUUGGACUUCUAACCAACAGGUUGCGGGAUCGAGCCCCAGGUAUUGCACAACUCGGGAUUGGGUAUGAGUAGCUGACGACGGCUAAUAAGCCAGAAAUGGCUAUUUUUAGUUCCCCGUUUUUUUUUUUAGUAAGAUUAAUCUGCUUGUGCCAUAGCUGUCGUUUUUGGGUUUUGAUUUCCAACGAAAAAUCGUACAUUUUCAUCUUACUUUGAUGUCUCAAUUUAAGUGGAAAGUCAACAAGGUACUGCCUGCCACGCUUUUAAUUUACCAUUGCCUAGUACGUCAACUCAGGACUCUUAAUUACACUUCGCAUAAUUCAUUAUAAGAGGUCAUCCUGUUUCUUGAAUGGUUCUCGCCUAUACUACUUAAUGUUCCACAGUAGUCGAACAAAAAUCGGUAGUCACCGAUGGUGUGAAAUGUUGACAACUCGAGCCCUGCCUUGUUUUUCGACGGCUAACCUAGUGAUAUAACAAUUGAAAUGCUGACAUGCUGCGCUAGGGACUGACCGCUUCCGACUUAUCGAGUCUCGUCAGCCAGCCACGACCCAGGUCAUUGGGUUAGCAAUGAGGCGAAACUCAUCCCCGCCCCCCACACUGUCAGCCACAAUCACACGCAUGCUCGUUUAACUGCCCUUCCCCUAGGAAAUGCGGUACUCAGCACUCCAUACAGGAGUUGGCCGAUGCCUACGAUUCGGCCGAACCCAGUCCCAUCCUCAAGCCCGGUGUCCACGACGCCCACUCCGCGGCCGGUCUCCUCAAGCUCUACCUCCGCGAGCUGCCUGAGCCCGUAAUACCCUUCCACUUCUACGACCGUCUGAAGGCCACCGGCUACCGUAUUGACGAUGGGCAGGAUCUGCAGCCCAUAAUUUCCAUCCUAGAGACCCUGCCAGCGCCCAACUACACUCUGCUGCAAUUCCUGUGCCAGUUCCUAUUUGAGGUAACUACUCCCCGGAGUCUAGUUUUUUUUUGUAUGAUGACAUGUACGAAGAAGGUUGGGCUAGAAGGCGGGGUCCUCCUUUCAACCGCCUACCAGAGACGUCAGGCCAGAGGCCAGAUCGCAGGCCUCUCGUUUUUUAUGGUAACAUCGAACUAAAACAAAUAAUUUCCAAACAGUAUGCAUCCUUCUGACUGUCGAGUUAGGGCAAAUCCGCAUUUUACCGAAGAUUUACAUCACCCGGAUAGGGUUAUCAAGUCGAAGGAGUGCGCGGCGAAUGUAUUUCAUUGCCCGGAAAGAGCCCGUGAUAGAUUCAUACCUCUCCAAAGCUACUGGGCAUUGUCUUGUGGAUGUAACGUCUAGAGUGGUAAGCGUGUGUACUCAGAGCUCCACAAUGGACCCAAUCUAGUUUUGGAGGAGAGGGAGAAAGACCAGAAAGAAUAUUAGAUGCUGAUGGCUGUCGGAGCCCCCAACCCGGGGCCGGCUCUAGGCCCGUGUGCUAGGGUGGCGUGGGCGUGAGUUAAUAAGCAUCACGUGAGAGUCAGUCACUGUUAUCUUGGACAGUUGAUUGGUUGCUAGUGCAGUUUGUGGACGCCUGUGGUUGGCUCUUCGCGGGGCUGAAUGUACUAAUGUUCUGACGCUUGGGAGUUGUGAUCACAUGACUCCUAGCACAGCGUGGGUGCCAGAGGCAGGAGGCUUACUUUCGUCUAGGUCGCUACAAAAAGGAUGCUCAGCGAUCAGGUUAGGGGACGUGUUUACCACGUUGUACCUUGGGUAUCGAUCCAGAGUCCCGGCUGGAAGUCGCAUUGCAACGAGUAAUUAUGCAAACACAAUUUCUGCACAGGAAAAGGAUAUUUUAUUGAAAGAAGUGGAUGAGCGAACAAAAUGCGCAAUGUUAAAGACGUCCAGCAAUUCUCGCAUCAGUUCCCGUUAUCAGAUUUCCUGAGAUAGGUCACGCGCUGUAUAAGCGCUCCUCCCCCCGUGGCACAGUUACUUGCUGUAUUAAAAUGGCAAGAAAGGUGAGACCCGUAAUAUUUGUAAAGUCAGCGUACUCGCAUCUACUAAAGUUGUUUUAGGAAGUUUACCCUAUGGUAUCAAUCAAGUGGGGCUGCAGAACCAGACCUCGCCGAUAAUUCCCAUCCAGAGUAUAAUUCUACCAGAUCCUCCUCUCUUUUAAAUGCCCUUUGCUAAUCAUAGAUAAUCAUAGAUGUGUCUAUGAAAUGGCUAGCAAAAACCGCUGACGUUAAGUAUUAGCUGACUUCGAAUUGCAGUUUUUUUCAGUUUAUCAGAACGUUUGAUAAGAAGCAGAUAUUUUUUUUUCGACCCGGUUGUGAAAACCUCGGCGGCCUUGGUGCGAUCCGAGCCCACGACAGGAAGGGCAAGGCUUGAGCACGGCCAGCGCUCUAACCCCCUGAGUUAUGGGGCCCCAACUGUAUGGACAGUCUGCGGGCUCUCUCAGAAUUGGUGGAUCCUAUAGGUUGCAGUAGGCUGGGCGGAUAACUGGACAUGAGUAUAAUAUUAAACCCACGACUCCCAGUGGGACUUGCCGUUGUGUGUUGCAGAAACAACGGUUUCUCCGGAAAAAAUCGAUUUUUCUUAUGAUUUUCCUACUGUUGACACCAUCCCGUCUUCAGACAAAACGACAACGGUGAAAGUAAGUCGUUCACACUAGACCAGUUGACUCGCAAGUACAGACACCGACAGGCAGGCCAUUAGCGUUGAGGGUAAUGUGGUCACAGGGUCAAGGCAGGUUCCUGAGCGCGGUUGGCAAUUGGGAGGAGAGCUACGGCUCCUUGUGGUGUAGGGGUAGGGAGGAUGGUAGGUAGGUGGAGCUGUGAGCGGCUGCAUUAUCGGUCGCUGUUGCGGCAUGCGGGCAGGGCUCAGUGAGCAAUUAUUGCGAGCCCUUCUAAUGGAUGUCUAGGCCAACAUGGCGGUUAGUACUGUCCGGAUAGGAGUACUAAGCCUCAAGGGAUCCUCUCGCCCGUUUUGUGUUGGCCAUGGUGACCAUCUCAGUCCAGUGGGCGGGUAACUGGACAUAAGUAUAAUAUUAAAUCCACAACUCCCGGUGGGGCUCAGAUGGUUAGAACGUUGGCUUACUCAAGCCUUGGGCUUGCUGUUGUGAGUUCGAGUCUCACCGUGGUCGCCGAUUUUUCACAAUUACUGUAGCUGGGCUAACUCAUGAACUGUCAACCAAAUUCCGAAAUGCGUUUUUGUUUCGAAAGGAUUAAUUAAGAAGGGUUGUGAAACUAAUCAGUCUGCAGUAUUCUAUAUUUCUAUAAUACUUCAGUAACCUCAGGAUGUCGGCUUUCGAACCAACGUCCGGCUGCAUACAAAAAGCUAUACUCUGUAAAAAAUGACAACUUAAGUAGCAUGCAUUUUUUCUUUGAUUUUCGAUGCCUCUAAAAGUCAAAUUAUAUUUCGUGGAAAACAUGCAUACAAAUAUUCAUUCUUUUGCUCGUUCGGUAGAAAAUUACGGCCUCUUCUAGUUUGAUACUCACGGGAGGGACAUAAUUCGGCUUUAAAAAAGUUUCUAAUUGUGGGACUUUUAAAUACCGUAAAUCGUCAUGUCUCUGCAUUUACCAAUGUGGCUUGUAAAGUUAACAAUAUGGAUCAAAUCCACUGCUAAAUUUUAUGAACCCUAUAUGGUCCCCCUUGAUUACCGUAGAGAACUGUGUGUUUUUCUGUACGCGGAAAAUAUACGGCUUGAAGUUUGGAAACACUGAAUGCAAGUGUAACGGCAGGUCAGGUUCGAAAUUAUUCAGGAAUUGAAAAGUUUCUGAAAACCGAAUUAUACUCUUCUUUCGAGUAUGAGAUUGGAAGAAGACGUAAUUGUCUACCGAAUGAGCAAAAGAAUAAAUGUUUUUAUGCUUGUUUUCCAUGAAGUAUGAUUGAACUUUUAAAGGCAUCGAAAAUCAAUGAGAAAAAUUCAUGCUACUUAAGUAGCCACUUUUACCGAGUGUAGCUUUUACAUACAGCCGAAAGGAAGUUCAUUCGAAAGCCGGCAUCCUGUGAUGACUGAAUUAUUAUGGAAUUAUGUUGUAGACUGACUAGUUUUACAGCCCUACUUAAUUAAUCUUUUCUAAACGAAGACGCAUUCCGGAAUUUCGGUUGACAUUUAAUGAGUUAGCCCACCUACUAAAGUUCCAGUGAAUUAUUCAAAUCAGCCAAAAACCAAUUAAGUAAGCUAAUAGUUUUCUUUGAAAAACGAACUGGAAGUAUGCACAGAGUCAGAAGAAUACCGAAGCAAACGCAACGCUUCCCCCUGAAACUCGGGUUGUGCUGUUCACCUUGACCCUGAGCGAUGGGUAGACGUCCCUUAGAUGCACCUUCUGCUCUGAAGUUCCUUAGCAAGACCCCCGAAACCAGAGUAGCAAUAGGUAUCUGGCACCAGCGAAUUUACUCCAAACAUAAUUUCCGCAUCCUUCUGUAUCUCGCGACGCAGUUUGCAUGUAUGGCCUCCCUCCCGUUAAUAAAUUCAGUUUGCGCCGUAGACCCUAACGACUAGCUGAUCUUUCCUAUUGUCUCGCUCGUCAAGACUCACGCUACGCUCGGACCUUUUCAUCGGUGUUCUGCAGGACGCGAAAUAUUGGCAAACCAGAAAAAAGUAAACCGAAGGAAAGUUAUUCUGUUUCUCCUGCUUUUUGUAUAGGCUGGGGUCAUGCUCAAAAAAGUCGCAGACCUUGGAGCCUAUAGCGCGAUUCUCGCACCAAUCGACUUGCUCCGUUUCUGA
Molecule: messenger RNA, 6621 nt
Organism: Spirometra erinaceieuropaei
Lineage: Eukaryota; Metazoa; Platyhelminthes; Cestoda; Diphyllobothriidea; Diphyllobothriidae
Source: the annotation of a GenBank genome assembly